Molecule: messenger RNA, 3783 nt
Organism: Epinephelus fuscoguttatus (brown-marbled grouper)
Lineage: Eukaryota; Metazoa; Chordata; Actinopteri; Perciformes; Serranidae
Product: apoptosis regulator Bcl-2-like
Exons: 3
Coding region: 268-924 (218 amino acids)
Biological process (GO): intrinsic apoptotic signaling pathway in response to DNA damage; extrinsic apoptotic signaling pathway in absence of ligand; negative regulation of intrinsic apoptotic signaling pathway
Cellular component (GO): mitochondrial outer membrane
Molecular function (GO): protein heterodimerization activity; protein homodimerization activity
Source: RefSeq, a predicted model, not a curated record
UGGCACCUGAGCUGCUGGAUCAAACUGAUUAUUGAUCGAUCAUCGGUGACUGAUUAGCUGAAGAAGAUGAAGUGUGUUCACAGCUGAGGGACUGGCACCUGAGCUGCUGGAUCAAACUGUGGAUUUUUAUCUUCAGAUCACCUGCAGCACCGUUCCUGCUGACGUCAUCAGGUGUCGUGCUCCUCCGUGACGACCAUGUGUGAAGUCCGCCGGCUGUAACGGCAGGUUGUGGGUGUGGCAGUGAGGGACGGCGGCCUGGAGGGGGCGAUGGCCGCCGCCUACAACAGCCGGGACAUCGUGGAGGAUUACCUCCGCUACAAGCUGCACAGCACCGGCGUGUCCUGGCGCGUCCCGCCGCCGGCCCGGACGGGCGGUCGGCGCAGACACCGCGCUGUUGCGGCGCCUCCAUCUUUGUCAGGGAGAUCUGAGGGGGCGAUGACGUCACACCAAGAUCCCUGCUUGGCGCCGCCCCAGCUGCAGACCGUCUUGAGGUGGGCAGGAGAUGAGUUUGAGCGCCGUUACCGUGGCGACCUGUCGGCCCAGGUGUCGGCACUGCUGCUGUGCGACGGCAGUGGGUCGGUGCGGCGGCGAGGCCUGGCGGCAGUCAGGGAUGAACUGUUCAAGGAUGGGGUGAACUGGGGACGUAUCGUGGCCAUGAUGGAGCUGGGUGGGGCUCUGUGCAAAGAGGUGGUCAAGACGGGCGGGGCGCGGCAGGUGGACGACAUUGCUGGGUGGAUGGAGGAGAGUCUGGACUCACCGCCGCUCCGGAGAUGGAUAGACGACCACGGAGGAUGGGAUGCCUUUGUGGAGCUGUACGGUGAGUCCAGACCUCCAGUGAGCUCCUGGUCUCUGAGGACAGUGGUGGGACUGGCUGUACUGGGAGCAGUUGGGGUCACACUGGGAGCCCUGUUUGCCCAGAGAUGAAGUCGGUCUGAUCCGGUCCAGAUCAGAGUGUUGGAGCUGCAGUUCCUCUGACGUCCACCAGGUGCUGCUGUGAUCAAGCUCAGACUGUGCUGAAGUGAACAGAAAACACUGCUGAGCUUCACUGUCACGAAGACAGAGGAUUUUCAAAAUAAAAAUUCCAUUUAGGAAAUGUUUGGCUUCACAGUCAGCGCUCGCUCAUGUCCUGUCAGCUGACGGAGUGAGGUCACAAGUCAAAGACACGACGAUUAUAAUGACUACAUGUCAUAGCUCCUGUUGACGGGGUGUGCCACAGUAACGGCUGUUGUUUACUUUAAAGUUUCAAAACAACAGCAUUCAGUCUGUCAGUGAUGAGGACAAAGACACCGUCAGCUGUGGACAACCUUCAUCGCCUCUUCAUCCGUGUAAAUCAGACCAAGCAGGAGCUGUUCCUCUCUUCUGACAGGCUAACAGCUUCCAUCUGCUUUCAGUCUUUGUGCUAAGCUAGGCUAAACGUGCCAGGAAAUGAUGAAACAAAGCUUUAGAGGAGGAUCUACGACGACUCAGGACUGACGACACAUCAGCAGCUUUUCUUUCCUGCUGUUUCCAUUGACGGCUUUGACCCCAUAAAACCUGAGCUCCUGCGAGGCUGCCAGGAGUGCACGGCCCCGUUUACAUCGAUCUAAAAUAACACCCAUAAGAAGAAGAAGGUCUUUUAGCAGCAGAAUACUGACGGCUGCUGGAAACUGUCGGGAAGCUGUCCAACUUCACUGCAGUGUUUUAUCACCUUCCAGGCGCAGUUCAUCUCCAACGAGCGUCUUCUUUGGCUGAAUCCAAAUGUCUGGACUUCACCGCGCUCACAGACUCGUAGACUUGGUGGGCGCGUUCCCGGGAAGUCUGGGAGUGCUGAGGGCCGACUAAAUUCACAAGGGGGGCCUCAGGUGGACUUUCUGCAGACUUCAGCAGAAUUCACUGAUUUAAUUGCCCACAGUUCAUUGCAAUAUGCAAUAUGGACGUGACGUAGUAGUUUUUUUGGGGGGGUUUUCCAAUAGCCAGCUAAAAAGCGUUUGUAACAGAGUUACUGCAGCCUGUUAAAACCGUGGUACAGUAAUGUAGCCACACAGGCUGCGCAGUGUCAGGUGACAUCACAGCAGAAGGUGAGCUGCUGAUGUCACUAACAGGCCGACACACAGCUCGUCCUCAUUUAUUUUGUUCACUCACAGAACAGCCAUAAACAUGAGACUGCCUUCAUCUGCAGGGACAGAUGAGCAGACACAAUAUGACAGCAGUUAUGAGGAUUGUAAUCCUUACUUCAACGUUUCCAUGGCAACUAGGGCUGCAGCUAUCGAUUCUUUUAGUGUUCUAUCAAUUAUUGUGGUGAUUAAUCGGAGAAGAGAUACUGCGUGAUCUCAUGACAUGACUUGAGCUUCAUUAAAGGACAACAGUCAUUUUUAACAAAGACAAUAAAAGUCUCUGAAAUGAGCAACACGUUUGUUUCUCUUUUUGAAAGUCAGAGCAGUAAACUCUCACGCUGUCACAAAUAACCAGUGUGGGCAGCAGCGUUACCACAAGUAGCGACGUUACGAAUGUCACAGCAUUCUCAGGAGCGUAGUGGUGACAUCACUACUGCCUGAGUCAAAUAGCUGUUCAGUAGUGACGUUAAUUAACUGACGGAGUAGCGCAGCAGCGUCUAGAAAAGUUAGAAACUCUUUUUCCCAGAAGAAACUCUGUUUUACUGCCGAGGUCUGGAUAAAAGUCAGGAUCAUAAAACUGAGGAGAGGUCAUGUGACUGACGCCAGCAGCACCACGCCGAGGCAUGUAGGCGAUAGAGCUGCCACCCGUCCCGUAUAAUGCAGGGUGGUCCCAUAUUGUCCCUGACUGAGUCAACACAGGACACAGUUUGUCCCGUGUUUCUGUGCACACAGCACUCUGCUGCAGACACUGUGCUUCACAUGUUGGGAACGACAUGAGAAAUAUCAAACCAAGAGGAGACAGGUCUGUCACUCACAUGAUGAGAGGAACACAUAGUGAACUUUCUAUAAUCAUUAAGGAAGAGCAGAGAACCUUUGAUGCACUAAGCUGACCUCAGAUCAGAUGCAGUUUAUAGGGUCUCUUUGAUGAGACUGUAUGUGGAUGUGACUGUAUGUGGAUGAGACUGUAUGUGGAUGAGACUGUAUGUGGAUGAGACUGUAUGUGGAUGAGACUGUAUGUGGAUGAGACUGUAUGUGGAUGAGACUGUAUGUGGAUGAGACUGUAUGUGGAUGAGACUGUAUGUGGAUGUGACUGUAUGUGGAUGUGACUGUAUGUGGAUGAGACUGUAUGUGGAUGAGACUGUAUGUGGAUGAGACUGUAUGUGGAUGAGACUGUAUGUGGAUGUGACUGUAUGUGGAUGUGACUGUAUGUGGAUGAGACUGUAUGUGGAUGUGACUGUAUGUGGAUGUGACUGUAUGUGGAUGUGACUGUAUGUGGAUGGGGUUGUAGCUGCACAGACAGAGCAACACAAAGCCUCCGAGUGUCUGCAGAGAGUUUCCUCACAGGAACACAAACCAUGUGACUUCCACUCACCACUUUCACAAUAAAACUAAUCAGACUCCAGGUAACAGGAAGACUGUUCAGGUCACAACUUUCAAAAUAAAAGCACAGCCUCAGGCCUUUCCCAGAGCGGACCCUCCCCACUCUGUCUGUUUGAAGCUCUCGUCAUCACGGCGGAGGGAGUGACUCCAGCAGCGAGCUUCAGGACGAACUCUCUGCAGCAGGAACAGGAACGGUCACAACUUGUCAGAAGCACAUAAAACAUCUUCAUAUCAACGUGGAUCGCUUCUGUUUGAUGUUGUUUACCUGACUGUUUUUGUCAUCAAAAUAAGUAAUAAAUAAAUCUAUGAA